Molecule: messenger RNA, 1212 nt
Organism: Tripterygium wilfordii
Lineage: Eukaryota; Viridiplantae; Streptophyta; Magnoliopsida; Celastrales; Celastraceae
Product: 40S ribosomal protein SA-like
Exons: 5
Coding region: 169-1014 (281 amino acids)
Biological process (GO): cytoplasmic translation; ribosomal small subunit assembly
Cellular component (GO): ribosome; cytosolic small ribosomal subunit; 90S preribosome
Molecular function (GO): structural constituent of ribosome
Source: RefSeq, a predicted model, not a curated record
GUUUAAGUCACUAGGGUUUUACCGAACUUGGGUUUAGGGUUGGACACGAUUUAUAAACCUCACAAUCACGAAUACAAGCCACGAGCAAUUCCUCAUCUUGUCGUCUGCUCACUAUCUCCGCUUCCGAGCAAAACAAACUCAUCUAAGGUUUUACCUGCGUAAGUAAUCAUGGCGACAUCAGCGGAUGCACGGCAGCUGUCUCAGAGGGAGGCUGACAUACAAAUGAUGUUGGCUGCAGAAGUCCACCUCGGCACUAAAAACUGCGAUUUCCAGAUGGAUCGCUAUGUCUUCAAGCGCCGCAAUGAUGGAAUAUACAUAAUCAACCUGGGGAAGACAUGGGAAAAACUGCAGCUUGCUGCCAGGGUUAUUGUCGGGGUUGAAAACCCUCAGGAUAUCAUAGUUCAGUCUGCCAGGCCCUAUGGUCAAAGAGCAGUGUUGAAGUUUGCCCAGUACACUGGUGCUCACGCAAUUGCGGGAAGGCACACUCCUGGAACAUUCACUAACCAGCUCCAGACCUCUUUCAAUGAGCCUCGCCUCCUAAUCCUUACAGAUCCAAGGACUGAUCACCAGCCCAUCAAGGAGGCAGCUCUUGGGAACAUCCCAACUAUAGCAUUUUGCGACACUGAUUCUCCUAUGGGCUACGUUGAUAUUGGAAUACCUGCCAAUAAUAAGGGCAAGCAUAGCAUUGGGUGCCUCUUUUGGCUGUUAGCCAGGAUGGUUUUACAAAUGCGUGGCACAAUUCGUCCAGGGCAUAAGUGGGAUGUUAUGGUGGAUUUGUUUUUCUACAGGGAGCCUGAGGAAGCCAAGCAGCAAGAAGAAGAAGAAGAAGCAGUUGCUGCUACUGAUUAUCUUCCUCCUACUGAAUAUGUUGGUCCUGAUCAAUGGGGUGAUGUUCCACAAGCUCCUAUUCCUACUGCCCCUGGUGCUGGCUGGUCAGCAGAUGCAGCACCAAUUACUGAGAGCGGCUGGGAGGUUGUAGCUCCACCAGGACCACCACUAGUAUCAGCACCCUGAUUGGAAGCUGCUGCAGCUCUUCCCAGUCCUGCUUCUGCCUCCGCCACUUUUUGAACAACUCUGUUUAAUUUAGGAUUCUAAUCAAUUUAUUCUUCUUUAUUUUUUUUAAUUAUUCAACGUUAUUCAUCUUUGAAUCAUACAUAUUUUGCAUAAAUUGGAUUAAGUUCAAAUCAAAUAAACAUUGAUGCAAUUGAAUCU